AUUCUUUAAGCAGUCUAUCAAAGACUGCCGACUGGCUAAGACGCGUGCAAAAUUUUGAAAAAAAGAAAGUUAAAUAGUGGAUCAUAUCGCGCGAAAAAGAAGCGAUUGCCGAAACAAAUCAAAAUGGAACACACAAAGAGUUACGUCAUUGAUACGAGUCGAACAAUAUUCCAACCAUCCGUCUUAUCAGCCGACGGAAAUGAGAUUGAAAAUAGAGAGGAAGGUGUGAUAGAGAGGAACAAGGAAAGAGCUCAAUGGAAAAACGGAAUGGAAUUUCUCAUGUCCUGUGUAGCAUUCUCUGUCGGUCUUGGGAACGUUUGGCGAUUUCCAUAUACAGCUUAUAAGAAUGGCGGCGGUGCUUUUCUCAUCCCUUAUGUAGUGGUACUCUUUGUCAUCAGCAAACCCUUUUACUACAUGGAGAUGAUUCUUGGACAAUUCACUAGCAGCUCCUGCAUUCAAAUCUGGUCCGUGUCGCCCUUAUUCCAAGGUAUCGGCUAUGGCAUAGCAAUAUCAGUAUUCUCCGUGAUUACUUAUUAUUCCGGCCUUAUGGCUUUGAUACUCUACUAUAUGGUGGCCAGUUGUCAAUCAGUACUUCCGUGGGCCUAUUGUUGGGAAGAAUGGGAUGACGCGUGCUUUAAUAGCUCGAGCGUCGGGCAAGUGAAAAACGGAAGUAUAAGUUCCGCCAAUCUGUAUUUUAGAAAAUACGUCCUUAAUGAAACGGGAAUCAAGAAUGGGCUCGGGUUACCUUCGUGGAAGCUGGUCCUGGCAUUGUUGGUCAGUUGGAUAUUCAUUUACAUCGUGAUCUGCAAGGGUGUGAAAAGCACCGGUAAAGCGGCUUACUUUCUGGCUCUAUUUCCAUACAUUGUUAUGAUUAGUCUUUUGAUUAGAGCGGUGACACUGGACGGAGCAGUGGACGGCAUCAUCUUCCUCUUCGAACCUAAGUGGCACAAGAUUCUGGAUCCGGAGGUUUGGUACGCCGCCAUCACUCAAUCAUUCUUCUCCCUCGGGAUAUGCUUUGGUGCGGUGACCAUGUACUCCUCGUAUAAUAAUUUCGAACACAAUGCGUCCAGAGAUUGUACGAUUGUGACGACUUUGGAUCUUUGUACCAGCUUGAUGGCAGGCACGACAAUCUUUGGAAUUCUGGGUAAUCUUGCUCAUGAGAUCGGUAGUGAUGACAUCGGCAGCAUCGUUCGCGCCGGAACAGGUCUGGCUUUCGUAUCCUAUCCGGAAGCUUUGGCAAAGUUUACCGUGGUACCGCAGCUUUUCGCCGUACUCUUCUUCUUAAUGCUUUUUGUCUUGGGUAUAGGAACUACCGUUGCCUUCUGCAAUGUUAUCGUCAGUAUUAUUAAGGACCAAUACCCGCAACUUAAGCAAUGGAAGAUUGCUGCUGGCGUCGCGAUCUUUGGUUUCUCAAUCGGCAUUGUUUAUUGCACGCCUGGUGGUCAGUACAUUCUUAACCUGGUAGAUUAUUUCGGAGGCACUUUCAUUAUCGUAUUUUUAGCGUCCUUCGAAGUGAUUGCUAUUUCCUGGGUAUACGGCGUCGACAAUUUUAUGGAUGACAUCGAAUUUAUGAUAGGAAGACGGCCAUCCUUUUAUUGGAGAUACUGUUGGUGUUAUUUGACCCCGCUAUUGCUAUUCAUCAUUUUGAUUUAUUUUCUGAUUAAUAUAACGCCGCUCACGUACAACGAUGAAUAUUAUCCAACAUCCGCAUAUGCUGCAGGUUGGAUUCUUUUGGCUUUAGGACUUUUCCCGUUGCCUUUGGGAAUGAUUCUUGUUGGAAUUCGAAAUAAAAAUAAGACAUGGCUGAAUAUGAUUGAGCCGAAUGCCAAUUGGGGUCCGAAGGAUCAGAAAAAAUACAACGAAUGGAAAGACUUCAAACAAUCGAAAAAGAUAUCGCGAACAUGCGCAAAAAAAUCAAAAGUUAUAGCAAUGCUGUUUGGCAAUUAUUGACAAUUACAAUUGUAAUCAAGCAGUAUUAAAAUCAUUAUAUUUAUUAA
Molecule: messenger RNA, 1997 nt
Organism: Cataglyphis hispanica
Lineage: Eukaryota; Metazoa; Arthropoda; Insecta; Hymenoptera; Formicidae
Product: sodium-dependent nutrient amino acid transporter 1-like
Exons: 10
Coding region: 124-1950 (608 amino acids)
Biological process (GO): sodium ion transmembrane transport
Cellular component (GO): membrane
Molecular function (GO): L-amino acid transmembrane transporter activity
Source: RefSeq, a predicted model, not a curated record